GGGGCUACGUGUUGUGAAAAUGGUGGUAGCUGUCCUUCGGGUUCCACUUGUUGUUCCAAAGAUUGCGCUCCUGCGGGGGCUACGUGUUGUGAAAAUGGUGGUAGCUGUCCUUCGGAUCACAUUUGUUGUGCCAAAGGUUGCGCUCCUGCGGUAAUAUGCUUGUUUGUAAAUUUUAUAAAUAUGAUAUUGGUUAAUAAAAACGUGUUCGCUUUAAGGGGUCUACGUGCUGUGAAGACGGGAUAUAAGUGUUGUGAAGACGGCAGCACCGCCCCUGAGGGAGCAACGUGUUGCGGUGAUGGCGCUUACUGUCCUUCGAGUACUCCUGUUUGCUGCGGCGAUGAUAGAUGCGCUUCUCUGAAUAAUGUUGAUAGUAAUAAUAAAUGCUGUCCUUCGGUAAUUCGGAUCAUUUACUAUGAACUAUUAAUGGCAACUCGCGAGCGAACGAUAAUGAAGAUUUUACUUGGUGGCAAGAGCUUCAUUGAAUUAGACUUCUUAUCCUUACUCUCAUACUGA
Ambispora leptoticha is the source of this 513-nucleotide messenger RNA. The record is from the annotation of a GenBank genome assembly. Lineage: Eukaryota; Fungi; Glomeromycota; Glomeromycetes; Archaeosporales; Ambisporaceae.